Tilletiopsis washingtonensis is the source of this 718-nucleotide messenger RNA. RefSeq lists its product as hypothetical. The record is from RefSeq and is a predicted model, not a curated record. The transcript has a single exon. Bases 69 to 683 code for a protein of 204 amino acids. NCBI's taxonomy places the organism in Eukaryota, Fungi, Basidiomycota, Exobasidiomycetes, Entylomatales.
CGCGGGCUUGCGGCGUCCGUGCUGUGAGGGGCCGCAGCGGGACGAGCUGGCCUUGUGCUAGGCACCACAUGCUUGAUGCGCAUGACGCCGCAAGACGCGUCCCGCAGCGGCAGCCGGCGGGCCGGCACGACGACGCGGGCAGCCGCCAGCCGCAGGCUUCAUGCGAGCGAGCGCAUGCAGCCAACUUCGCCCUCUCGGCCUGCCUUCUGCGGCGUGUGCGGCGCCUCUCUGCUGCUCAGCUCGCGCCGAGAAAAGAGCACUCCACUCGACUCCAGGCUGUGCUGCUUGCUCCUGUCGUCUGUCCUCCUCUUCCCUCGUGGUGCGCCCCCCCUCCACGCUCUUCCGCCGCUCGCAUCCACUCCUCUCCGAGCCCCGACCGCGCGCGCGCGCCGCACAACGCCUCGCCGCGCAAUCCUUGCGUGCGGCGCGCAAGGCGCGUCAUCGCCGAGUCGCGGACGCAUGCCUCAACACUGCUCCUGAGCCGGCUUCAUCCCCCGCACGAGCUGCAGCCUGAAGCGGCAAGUCUCGUGUGGCGCAGCGGAGAUCCGCGUCCGGCUGCAGCGCGCAUCGCAGCUGCAGCGCGCACCGCGAGGCGACGCGGCUCUCCUGCCGCUCUGCCCCCCAUCAGCAUGCCGCACGCGGCGCGGCAGGCGGCAGGCGGCAGGCGGGCAGCUCCGCCCUGACGCUGGUGGAGCACGCUCCAACUCCUCUUGCCGUG